Messenger RNA from Morus notabilis, 1144 nucleotides. RefSeq names its product E3 ubiquitin-protein ligase rnf8-A. The record is from RefSeq and is a predicted model, not a curated record. The transcript is spliced from 5 exons. Bases 159 to 902 code for a protein of 247 amino acids. Lineage: Eukaryota; Viridiplantae; Streptophyta; Magnoliopsida; Rosales; Moraceae. Gene Ontology annotation, biological process: protein ubiquitination. Gene Ontology annotation, molecular function: ubiquitin protein ligase activity.
UCGAUAAAAGAAAAACCCACUUAACCAAAAAAAAAAAAAAAGAGUUAGGGAUUGAGAGAAAUUAGGGUAGGGUUUUUGGAGUUUGAGUUUGAUCUCUAGUGAUUCCAUCUUCAAUUUGGGAUUUUUGUUUUUUGUUUUUUGUUUUUUGUUUUUUGGAGAUGUACAUAUCUUCCAUGCGAAAAUCAUUCAAGGACUCUCUCAAAGUGCUCGAAGCUGAUAUUCAGCAUGCCAAUACUCUGGCUUCGGAUUUUCCACGGGAGUACGAUGGCGCCUGCCUUCAAAUGAGGAUGUCCUACAGUCCAGCCGCGCACCUCUUCCUUUUUCUGGUGCAAUGGACCGACUGCAACCUCGCUGGAGCUCUUGGACUGUUGAGAAUUCUGAUUUACAAGGUUUAUGUGGACGGCACAACCACCAUGUCUACUCAUGAAAGGAAAGCAAGUAUUAGAGAGUUCUAUGCUGUAAUUUAUCCUUCUUUGCUUCAACUUCAAAAAGGUGUCACUGACACAGAAGAUAAGAAGCAGAAGGCUGUAUGUAUGGAAAGGUACAGGAGACGGGAUGACGAUGAGAAUCGACAGUUUUCGGAUAUAGACAUUGAAAGAGAAGAAGAAUGUGGUAUAUGCAUGGAGACAAAUAGUAAGAUUGUGUUGCCCAACUGCAACCAUGCUAUGUGCCUGAAAUGUUACCGGGAAUGGCGGACAAGAUCACAGUCAUGCCCUUUUUGUCGCGACAGUCUUAAGAGGGUGAACUCGGGUGAUCUCUGGGUAUUUACCGACUGCAGAGACAUAGUUGACAUGGCAACGGUGACUAGAGAGAACCUGAGGAGGCUGUUCAUGUACAUAGAUAAGUUGCCUCUUAUCGUUCCUGAUAACCUUUUUGACACUUACGAUUCCCAUCUAAGGUGAUUAGUAACAACCAAAAUCCACCAUCUCUGUGGCAUUUGAAUGGACUAGUUCCUCUUCUUUUGCUUACCAUAAGGACCGAAUAUUUUUCGGCAAAAAUUUAGAUUGGUUUCUUCCCACUUCUGAUGAGAAGAAGCCAGCCAGAUUUAUUGUUGGCUGGUGGGUGAAGAUAAGAUAGUCUAUAAAAUUGUAUCUAAAAGCACAAUUUGUACAUGCUUGUACAGCUCUGAAGUUUGCAUAUAUCA